Molecule: messenger RNA, 267 nt
Organism: Penicillium chermesinum
Lineage: Eukaryota; Fungi; Ascomycota; Eurotiomycetes; Eurotiales; Aspergillaceae
Exons: 1
Coding region: 1-267 (88 amino acids)
Source: RefSeq, a predicted model, not a curated record
AUGCCUCCGCCACCUCGUGGCUGGCCGCCUGUACUUGAUACGCGCGAACCUGAACGCCAUCUGUGGAUCGACGGCGCGUAUGGCAGUAUCCGGUCCAAUUCCCAAGUUCUGGGUCUCAAUUCUGCUCCCAUUGAAUCCUCAGAUCGGGGUCCUCUUGAGCCCGGUGGGGCUGACCAAAAUUCCAGUCCCACCGCAUUCCGGGGCGCACAAGUUUGCUGCCGUCGAAUUGGCCAUCGUCCUCCCGGACCCUACGAUUUCUGCUCUUAG